Messenger RNA from Phaethon lepturus (White-tailed tropicbird), 886 nucleotides. RefSeq names its product zinc finger protein RFP-like. The annotation marks the transcript as partial. Gene Ontology annotation, molecular function: zinc ion binding. NCBI's taxonomy places the organism in Eukaryota, Metazoa, Chordata, Aves, Phaethontiformes, Phaethontidae. The record is from RefSeq and is a predicted model, not a curated record. The transcript is spliced from 5 exons.
AUGGCUGCGCAGAGCCCGGCGGAGAGCCUGCGGAGCGAAGCCUCCUGCCCCGUCUGCCUGGGUUACUUCCGAGACCCCGUCUCCAUCCCCUGCGGCCACCACUUCUGCCGGGCGUGCAUCGCCCGCUGCUGGGACGGGCUGGAGGCACCGUUCUCCUGCCCGCGCUGCCGGCAGACGGCUCCGCGGAAGGGUUUCCGUCCCAGCUGGGAGCUGGCGAAUAUUGCCGAAAUCGCCAGGCAGCUGAGCCUGCGGGCAGGAGGAGGAGGAGGAGGAGGAUGGGAGGAUCUGUGCGGGCAGCAUCGGGAGGCUCUGAAGCUCUUCUGCAAGGAGGACCAGCAGCUCAUCUGCGUGGUGUGCGACAGGUCCCGGGCUCACCGCUUCCACGCCGUGGUCCCCGUUGAAGAAGCCGCCCAGGAAUAUAAGGAGGAAAUCCAGGCUCGCCUGCAGGCUUUAAAGGAGGAGAGAGAGAAAUACCUGGAGAGCAGAAAAACCGGAGUAAGGACGAGCUCGUACCUGGAAAAAACCAAAAACGAAGGGAAGAGGAUAGCGCGCGAGUUCGAGGAGCUGCGCCGAUUUUUGAAGGACCGGGAGCACCUCCUCCUGACCCAGCUGGCCGACCUGGACGGGGCCGUCGCCAGGGCCCGGCAGGGAGCGGUGGCGAAGGUCUCGGAGGAGAUGUCCCACCUCGACACCCUCAUCUGGGAGAUGGAGGGGAAAUUCCAGCAGCCGGCGAGCCAGUUCCUGCAGGACAUCAAAAGGCUCCGGAAUAGUUGCGAGGUGAUGGAAUUCAACCCUCCGGUGGAGGUGUCGGCGGCUCUGGAAAGGCGACUGGAGGACUUCGCUCGGAGAAACGUCCUCGUGAGAAGCGCGCUGAGGAGAUGCCAAG